GCAUACAAUUAGUGUAUAGAAAACGCGGUUUGUUAAAUAAAUAUAUUAGUGCUAUGCGGCUAAGUUAAUAUAUAAAGUUACAGCAUAAUAACGUAUUGGUGUAGUAAGUGCAAUAGUUUUAAUUCAUUAAACGAAUGCAAAACAUGAAUUGAAAAAUACGAUUCGCAACGCUAGCCUGCGGCCAGACGACGCUAACCUUAGUUAGAGCGAGACAACGCUACUGCGUGCGCAAUUUGUUGAUGUCGUUUUUGUUGUUGCCUGGCGCUUAUGCUCCUGCACUUUUUGUUGAUGUUGUUGUUGCUGUAACUGAAUGUGUACGAGUGUUUUGUUGGUAAAAGAACAAGAAAAGUGCACAAAAAAAAGAAGAAAUAUAAAUUGUUGUUGUUGCAGCCGGCAAAACACGCACGAAACCCAGCAAACAAAACAAAACGAAAUGAAAUGAAUUUACACAAUACUACGCGAAAAUUCGACGAAUACACAAUAAAUGUGGAAGGAGCACAACGAAAUAAUAAGAAUAUGAUGCAAAGGAAAAAUGUGUAGAAUGUUAGUGCAAAAGUGACAAAACGGAAAGAAAGCGAAACCGAAACCAAAACCGAUAACCGAGGCCCUCAAAAUGCAGCGCAAUAAAUGCAAGAACUGAAAGCGAACGACAACUUAACCGUUACUAUUCCAAUUAAAACGUAAAACGACGAAAUAGCAAAAACAACAAGAAAGGUUUCAAAACAAAUGGCCCGAAAAAUGACAACUGGAUAUGAGAAAUGGAUUUGGAUAGGAAUGACGGUGCUGCCGCUGCUGCUGCUGCUGGCAACCGAAUCACAAGCGAGUCAAGCACUCAUAUUCACGCUGGAGCCGCAGGACUCUGUCGUGCCCGAGGGCCACUCAGUGCUGCUGCAGUGCGCCGGCAAGGCGGCUAGCAAGGGCAAGGCCACGCCCACGCCAACGACGAUACGCUGGCGCGGACCUGAUGGCCAGGAUCUGGGCGUUGUGGGCGACACGUUUCGCACUCAGCUGAAGAACGGCUCGCUCUACAUCAGCUCUGUGGAGGAGAAUCGUGGCUUGACGGGCGCCUACCAGUGCCUGCUGAGCGCCGACGGCAUUGGCAGCGUCCUCAGCCGUCCGGCCUUGGUGGCCAUAGCGCGGCAGCCGGAGCUGAAUCAGGAAUUCAUCGAGUCGUAUCUGCUGCCCGGCCAGACGGCGUACUUCCGUUGCAUUGUGGGCGAGCAUGUCUGGCAGCCGGGCGUAAAGCAUACGGUGCAGUGGUACAAGGACGACAUGCCGCUGCCGCUGGACAAGCUGCGCAUGGUGGUGCUGCCAAAUGGAGCGCUGGAGAUCGAUGAGGUGAAUGCCAACGAUCGGGGCGCCUAUCAGUGCAACGUGACCUCGGGCAGUACCUACCAGCUGAGCAGCAAGAUGAACCUAAACAUCAAGAAGCCCGCGGAAGCCGGUGCCGAGCAGGCGGUAGCACCUUCGUUCCUAGUGGGACCCUCGCCCAAGACGGUCAGCGAGGGCGAAACCGUCACGUUGGACUGUGUGGCCAAUGGAGUGCCCAAGCCGCAGAUCAAGUGGCUACGCGACGGCGAGGAGCUCGAUCUCAAUCAUCUCGAUUCACGCUUCUCCAUCACCGGCACCGGCUCGCUGCAGAUAUCCGGCGCCGAGGACAUCGAUUCGGGCAACUAUCAAUGCCGGGCCAGCAACACGGUGGACUCCCUGGACGCCCAGGCGACGGUUCAAGUGCAGGUGCCACCGAAAUUUAUACAGGCGCCACGCGACAAGACCGCCUCCGAGAAGGAGGUGCUCAACCUGGAGUGCGCCAUCCACGGCAAGCCCAAGCCGACCAUUCGCUGGCUAAAGAACGGCGACGUCAUCACGCCCAACGAAUACCUGCAGUUUGUCAACGGGCACAAUCUGCGCAUUCGCGGACUGCUCUACUCCGACGCGGGCAUGUUCCAGUGCGUCGGCACCAAUCCCGCUGGCACCGUUCAGGCGUCGGCUCGACUGCGUGUUGUGCCGCCAGGAGCCAAAAUCAAACAACGUAAACAUCAAGGCCACACAACAAAAUCCCUGCACAGUUCCGACAACAACAACAACAACUACAAUAACAACAACAACAACAGACGACGACGACCCUUCAACUCGGCUGAGCUGCGCACCAAGGCAGGUGGCAACAGCUAUUUAGACUUGGACAGUGACGAUUACAGUUAUGCGGAUGAGAAAUCCGCCGAGAUUCCGUUGCGCAAAUUUGCGCGUCCCAUCGAGCAGCCGCUCAACGAUCGCAACUACGGGGCGGGCGAGAUCAGUGCGCUGCGCCGACAGAACGAGGACUCGGACGACGACCUUGACGAUGAGUAUGACGAUGCGAGUGCUGAUAAAAUACUGGCCUCCUGGCAGCAUAAGAACAAGAACCAACAGCAACAACAACAACAGCAAACACAACAACAACAAAUGUCCCCCACAUCCAAUUUUGCCUCAACAGAUUUAAGCGCAGGCGAGGAAAUUCCAAGCGAUGUGAAGCCCCUGAGCAGCGGUCUAGUGGCCCGCCUACCCAGUGCGCCACGCAACCUGGUGGCACAGAUUGUGAAGCCCCGCUUCGUGACGCUCAGCUGGCAGGAGCCGCUGCAGAACGCCAACGAGGUGGUCUCCUACACGGUCUUCUAUCGCGUGAGCAACAGCGAACGUGAGCAGAAGAUCGUCACCCAGUCGCACGAGGAUCAGCAGGUCAGCAUACAAUCCCUGCUGCCAGGUCGCACCUAUCAGUUCCGAGUUGUGGCCAACACGAACUUUGGCAUCGGCGAAUCUUCGCAGCCCCUCGAGGCGAGCACCCUGCCCGAGGUGAACAUCGCCGGACCGCCACGCAACGUGGACGCCUAUGCGCGCAGCCACAAGGAGAUCUACGUGCACUGGCAACCACCCACCGUGACCAACGGCGAGAUACUCAAAUAUCGUGUUUACUACUCCGAGAACGACAGCGGUGCAGAUCGAUACAAUGACAGCACGUCGCUGGAGCUGCUGCUCACCGAUCUGCGUCCGUAUACGGACUAUGUGAUCAGCGUGGUGCCUUUCAAUCGCAAUGGCAUGGGCGACUCCUCCGCUGAGCUGAAGGUGAAGACCUUCUCCUCAACGCCCUCGGAGCCGCCCAAUAAUGUCACCCUCGAGGUGACCAGCUCGAGCUCCAUCACAGUGCAUUGGGAGCCUCCCGCUGAGGAGGAUUGCAAUGGCCAAAUAACGGGCUAUAAGAUACGCUAUCGCAAGCUGAAGGAUGCGCCCCAGGCGAAGAGCACGCCCGCUAAUAUACGCUACUUCGAGCUGAACUCGCUGGAUCGCAAUGCCGAGUACCAAGUGAAGAUUGCCGCCAUGACUGUCAAUGGGUCUGGUCCGUUCACAGAGUGGUAUCGCGCGACUACGCUGGAGAACGAUCUGGAUGAGACACAGGUGCCGGGCAAGCCCGUCUGGAUCAAUAUACAGCCAGGCGCUGAUAACAUUGGACUGCACUGGGGUCCGCCGCAGCAGCCGGAGAUCAAAAUACGCAACUAUGUGCUGGGCUGGGGCCGUGGCAUACCCGAUGAGAAUACCAUUGAGCUGAAGGAAACGGAACGCUAUCAUGUGCUCAAGAAUCUCGAGUCGAACAUGGAGUAUGUGGUAUCGUUGCGAGCACGCAAUAUAAAGGGCGACGGCCCGCCCAUCUAUGACAACAUCAAGACCCGCGACGAGGAGCCGCUCGAUGUGCCAGUGCCGCUGGAGGUGCCAGUUGGACUGCGCGCCAUUACCAUGUCCAGCUCGUCGAUCGUCGUCUACUGGAUCGACACGAUGCUGAACAAGAACCAGCACGUGACCGACAAUCGGCACUACACGGUCAGCUACGGCAUCACGGGCUCCAAUCGCUAUCGCUACCACAACACGACCGAUCUGAAUUGCAUGAUCAACGAUCUGCGCCCGAACACGCAGUACGAAUUCGCCGUUAAGGUGGUGAAGGGUCGCCGCGAGUCGGCGUGGUCCAUGUCGGUGCUGAACACCACCUAUCAGAAUGUGCCCGUUACGCCGCCGCGGGAGGUCAGCGUGCGCCUGGACGAGCAGAAUCCGCACAAUGUGAUCGUACAAUGGCUGCCGCCCAAGCACACAGUUGGCCAGAUAACUGGCUACAAUGUCUACUAUACGACAGACACGACGAAGCGGGACCGGGAUUGGGCAAUCGAGGCGUUCGCCGGCGAUGAGACGAUGCUCAUGCUGCCCAACCUGAAGCCCUACACCACCUACUACUUCAAGGUGCAGGCACGCACCACCAAGGGCGGCAACAAUGCGCCCUUCUCUGCCCUAACGGCAUUCACCACCAGCGCCGCGGUCAUCAUGCAGGAGGCGGACACCAUUGCCAAGGGCAUCGAUAAUCAGAAUCUGCUCUACAUCAUCAUUGGCAGCACAAUUCUGGUGCUCGUCCUCUUGCUCUUGGGUCUACUGCUCUUCUGCCGGCGCAAGCCGCAAUCCUCGCCAGAGCACACCAAGAAGAGCUAUCAGAAGAACAAUGUGGGCGUGCCCAAGCCCCCAGACCUAUGGAUACAUCAUGACCAAAUGGAGCUGAAGAACAUUGACAAGGGACUGCACUCUGCCACGCCCGUCUGCAGCGACAACGCCUCCAGCAGCGGUGCCCUGACCCUGCCCCGCUCUGUGGUGCACAGUGAAUACGAGGUGGACACUCCGGUGCCACCGCACGUGACCAACUCCCUGGACAAGCGAUCCUACGUUGCCGGCUACAUGACAGCCACCUCAAUGAACUCAACCAUGGAGCGACCUCAAUAUCCGCGCACCCAAUACAAUCAUCAGAAUCGCUCGCACAUGACCAUGGACACGGGUCUCUCCCAGCAGAGUCUCACCCAGCCACAGAACAAUUCGCUGGCCCAGACGCCGGAGCAUCCGUACGGUGGCUACGAUGCCAACUUCUGUGGCAAUGCUGGUUAUACGGGCGGGGCGCAGGGCGGCACAGGCGCGGCUGGCAAUGGCUGCGUGUCCACCAUCGAGAGCGCCAAGCGUGGCCAUCCGCUCAAGAGUUUCAGUGUACCGGGACCGCCGCCCACUGGCGGCGCCACGCCCAUUACCAAGCACACUCCUGCUGUCACAAUACGUCCACAGAAUCAAUCGCCAUACAAGAAGCCCUCAUUUUCGGCAGCCACGCCCAAUCGAUUGCAGAGCGGCGGCUCUGUGGCGCAUUCCACCGAUGAGAUACAAAGACUGGCGCCCAGCACAUCCACCGAGGAGCUGAACCAAGAGAUGGCCAAUCUGGAGGGCCUAAUGAAGGAUCUGAGCGCCAUUACGGCCAACGAGUUCGAGUGUUAACACUGAAGUCCAAAAGGCCAAAAGUAUUAGCUCGGUUCUAGAUAACAAAAAGAAGAAGAACAACAACAACAGCAGUAACAAUUCGGAAUGUUAAUUGUUUUGUUUUUAGUUGACUUUUAGUUUUUUAAUUUCAGAUUUUAAGUUAAAAUAGUUUCUUUUUAGUUUCUAGCUUAGCCUUUAGUUGCAUGUGCGAUAUAUGAACGAAUAGAACUGUAAAUACAAGCGACGCCAUAUACACAUAUAAUUAUAC
Drosophila arizonae is the source of this 5572-nucleotide messenger RNA. It is a transcript of the gene fra, whose product is annotated as neogenin protein frazzled. Lineage: Eukaryota; Metazoa; Arthropoda; Insecta; Diptera; Drosophilidae. Gene Ontology annotation, cellular component: membrane. The record is from RefSeq and is a predicted model, not a curated record. Gene Ontology annotation, molecular function: protein binding. Gene Ontology annotation, biological process: cell-cell adhesion.